Messenger RNA from Lycium barbarum (goji berry), 1682 nucleotides. RefSeq names its product auxin-responsive protein SAUR22-like. The transcript has a single exon. Bases 1251 to 1559 code for a protein of 102 amino acids. Gene Ontology annotation, biological process: response to auxin. Lineage: Eukaryota; Viridiplantae; Streptophyta; Magnoliopsida; Solanales; Solanaceae. The record is from RefSeq and is a predicted model, not a curated record.
UUUAGCAAUCGAAUCCACCGUCAUGUUCCGUUAAAAUGUAUUUCGGUCCUGCAGUGUUUUCUAAGGGGGGUGGGGGCAGGGGCGAACCCACAUGCAAUCUACCAGUGCUCCGGCACCCAUGAAUCCCGAUGUAAAUUAUGUAUAUUGUACAGAAACUUUUCAAUGGAUAUAUAUAUUAAAUCAAAGGCACCUAGUGAAUGAAAAUCUUGAUGGGUGCUUUGGUUAGGUGGCUGGCGUGAAAGCUUAUUUGGGAAGAAGUGCCUGGCAUGAUACAAAUGUUUUGUAACUCAAGUCAUUUUUUUCUGCUUUAAAGUCAAACUUUUUCCUUCUUUUUGUCUUUUAUUUUCUUCCAACAAACUUUCUUUCUCCCCAUACAGAUUCUUCAAUUCCUUUACUUAUACUUUAUUUAUGGCUUUUCUUUUUAACUCAGUUUCAACUUGGUAAUUGCUCCUCCUCCUCUGUUAUACUUACUUUAGCUUUUGAUUUUCUUUUAUAUUCAUGUAAUUUCUUUUAACAAAGAAAAAGAAAAAACAGCGUUCUAAUUUUAAUUUAUUUUUUUAGAAGUCUGGCUAUUUGGUUAAUACAUCCUUCAAGCGAAUUCAUUUUUUCCUAAGAAGUGAAGAGUUUUUUAUUUUUAUUUUUUUUAAACGAUAAUGUCAAUUGUGUUUUUUUCAUUAACUUUUUAAACUACCGCGUUUAAAUAUUCAUGCACCUAUAAAGCUACACUAUGUGAUUUAUAAUAACUUUAUAUGAAAAGAAGAGCGUCUCACAAGCUUAAAAUUCUGGAUCCGCCACUGGAUUGGGAUGUGGGCAAGUUCCAAAUUAAAAACCAAUUUUUAUCGUUGAAUAAGACAGAGGCGGAUCCAGAAUUUUAGGCUUGUGGGUUUCCAGUAAACUUUAAGGAUGAGAGGGGUAUUUUUGACCCAAAAUAAAUUCGGAGGAUAUUUUUAACCCCUUUUAAAGUAAAGGGGUAUUUUUGAUCCUUUUCCCUUUUUUUAACCCUAAGUUUUUCUUAUUUCUCACUUAUUUUGUUACAAAUUUGAUUUGAAAUAUUGAAAUUUGGUAAACAAAAUCCAAUGCAAGGGUCCUUCCUUGCCAUCGAACCAGCCACACAUUCAGUUGUGGGUUCUCAUCUGAAAAUUGUUACACGCUUCCUAUAAUUUUCCCAUAUAAUUACAGGCUUGCUAUUGUAGAUCCGCCCUUGGAUUAAGAAAUCCACCAAACACCAAUAGUUAACAUAUCAAAAAGCCAUGGGGUUUCGUUUGUUACCUAUGAUUUCCGGUGCCAAACAAAUGUACAAACUCCAGUCGGCUCUAACAAGAAAUCAUUCAGAUGUUCCAAAAGGACAUUUUUCAGUUUAUGUAGGCAAGAGAGAGAAGAAACGAUAUGUAAUGCCCGUAACAUACCUGAAUCAUCCUUCUUUCCAAAACUUGUUAAGCAAAGCAGAAGAAGAGUUUGCAUUUCAUCAUCCGAUGGGUGGUCUAACAAUACCUUGCAAUGACGAUGACUUUUUCUAUGUAACUUCUCAAUUGUUUAUGAAAUCAAGAACCAUGAAAUAGUGUUCUAGACAUCGGAUUUGAGCUUAGAAUUUUCAAUUUUAGUUUUUUCAUCUUACCAGGCAAAUGUUGUAAAUUUAUGUACAAAGUCUUCAAGCAGAGAAUACAAAUGAAAUCUUUACCAUU